CUGAGAUAGACAAUAGCAUCGACGUUACUCUAUACGACAGAAGAGAAGCCGGCAAUUUUCGGAGUAAAUUCUUUGGAAUUAAAGCAGUAUGGAGCAUUCUUCGCUAGUUUUUGGAGUAAUGGUCGGCAUAAUAGCAGGUGUGAUUGCACAGGAGGCGACUAUAUCAGUGAAUCAAGCAAUUGUUGUGAAGCCCACCCCAAAUCCCCUUACUAACCCUGGAGAUCGCGUGGACAUCACCCUCCAAUGUAUCUGCAGUCGGACAGAUCUCAGCUACUACAUUAAAAACAAAGUAAUCUGGAAUUUUACGAGCAACGUUGAUGGAAAAAACCAUCCUGUAACAACUAGCUUCUAUAAGUACUCAGGAUCUGAAUCAGCUUAUGCACCAAAACAUUUUGGAAAAGGACACUUUGACUUUGAAUACAUGCCUGAUCCUGCAAGUGGGGAAAUGACCUUUAUUCUGAAAAUUAAUGGGGUAACUUACAGUGAUGAUGGUGUUUACACUUGUUCACUUCUCCAAGGUGGUACAACAGUCAUUGACCAGAAGACAGUCCAAGUUACCGUUGUUCAUCCUGUGGAUUCGGUGAAUUUGUCGCUCAAGCAGGGAGAUAAUGAACUGUUCAGUGCUAUGCAGCCUGCUGGCGUCAACGAGGCUGCCAACAAAUUAAAACCUGGAAAUUACACGGCUAUGUGCCAAGCUGAGGGCAGUAACCCUGAACCAGAAAUCCAUCUGAUGAUGAAUGGAGAGAAAUACUCCAAUGCUCCAAUCACCAUGAAAUCCGUCAUUGACAAUCAGCGUCCUAGCUACAUGAAGAAAAUAGACAAGACGUAUGAUCUUACACAUCGGGAGAUGGAACAAGUCUUGUCAUGCGAGGCAAACAUUCCUGGCGGAAUGUACCAACCACAGGUCGCCUCUAUGAAACUGAAAGUACAAAUUGUCAAGCCAACAAUUGAUUGCGAGAAUAUCACACGCUCAAUCGGUGAUAACUAUGUGUCAAUCGAAUGCACAAUAACAUCCCAGUCUGAUGUUAUGUGUGAGAUGGUGUCAUGGCAGUUUGCUGAUAGGAAUGAAGUGAUCACUCUAGGCGAGGCUGUCAAGGAUCCUGAGCAAAAAUAUGACAUUGUGAAAGCUGAAUGCACUGCGGUUGAUGAAAAAACUGCGAAGACAACAUUGACGAUAUACAAGGCAAACGCUGCCCACUUCAAGGCAGUCUACUAUGUAAACUACGGAGUUGGUGAACACAUGCACAGACAUCCUGUCAGCAUAAACCUAGACACAACAAUCUCAGGCAGCAACCUCGUUGUACCUCUUUCGAUGUUAGUGUACAUCGUCAUGGCAGCUGUUUCCAAACUUUUGUAACAUCUACAUCACCUAGAACCUUACAAAUAAAGAACAUCCACAUCAGCUAGACGCUCUAAGAUCAAGAUCAUUCAUAAAGUAGCUCAUGAACAUGGAGUUUUGUGAAAUAGAAAUAUGGAAGAAGCAAUUUGUAAAGAAUUAAUCAUUUUACAUGCCGAUGAGAUUCUGUACAUAUUUGUCAAUAAGUGUGAUAACAUAAUAAAAUGUUGAGAACAGAAGGGUAUUAUUAUAAUUUUGAGAUGUGGAAGUAAAAUGAUUGCCAAGUUCUUUUUGUGACUGAUACAUGUAGUUGAACUAUUCCAUGGAUAGGGAAGUAAGAAAUAUACAUGUUUUGAAAUAGAAUAAAAUAUUUGAUACAAAUAUAGUAAAUAGGUUAUACUGGUAACUUUUGUGCAAUGUAGAUGUCUACCAAUUAAAACUUCUGUAUUAGAUAUGUAGUAGUAGAAUUAACAAUCAUUCAUUCCAAGACAUUUAGUGCUAUGUUCAAAAGUCGAUAUCCACGUUAAUGACGUUUACUUUGACGUUGUAUGUGGGUUACAUGUAGUAUGCAUUUCAUAUGUCAUUAAUUUUAUUUGCAUUUUGUAAUACUUGCUUACAUUUUAUAUCAACUUUUAUGUGACCUAUGACACGAGAUAAUACUUUUCGUGGAAGUGUGAUUGAUUCUUCGCAAAGAGUUAAAUGUUCAAGAAAUGUUUAAAUUGUCGAACAAUGUUGUGAUAAGUUUAUUCCACAACUGUUGCAAACAUGUUUCAAAUUGCGAUCAGUUUAUUCCAGAAUGAUUUGUAUUGUGAUCAGAUGUUGUAUAUAAAAUCAAAAAGCUCUGUUGCAGCUGCUUAUUCUUUUAAACUAAGUUUUUGAAGUGUAUAAGCAAUGCAUUAAAACUUUUGUUGUUCAUUCCUUUGCUUUUUUAAAUGCACUUCUAUGAAGCUUGUCAUUGCUGGGAAAUAUUCUACCAACUAUAUCUGUUUCAUAUUAUUUAAUUGUUAGGGGUUUUAGAUUUGUGCAAAAUUAAUCGUGUAUAUACAUAAUAUUCGUCAAAUAAUGACUAAUAACCCAGAUUGGAAAAAAUAAAACAAGAAUAAAUUUAAUCGUUGAAUCAAUUAUAUCAAUAUUCACAUUUGUUUGAGGUUUUAUAUUAUUAGAAAUUGUAUCAAAUCAAGAAUUUGUAAUUAAGUAUUGGAAAGUUUAAUCAAUCGUAUGAGUCAUUUCUAUGGUGAAUUAUAUUGACCUUGACCUUGUUCAUUGUCCAUUCUUUACUGUGUAAGUAUGAAUAUUGUAUAAUAUUUUCAGCAUAUUAGUAAUGUUCUAUAUUGCAAUUAUAACAUUUGAUGACUGAUUGUGGUGUUAAGCUGAAACCAAUUGAUGCCAACCAAAUGUGAACAUUUAGACAUCUUUGUUGAAAUAGCUUGCUCUUGAAAUGUUUUGUAUUAAAAUUGAAAAAUGAGCAACCCAGUUUUGCUUAAGAAUUAGUACAAGUUCUUGUAAAUUUUGUGGAAAAAUCUACAACAAAUCACUUGGUUAAUACCCUUUAUAGUGAAUGAAUUGUAUAAAUGUUCUCCGAUUUUGAAUCAAUUGUAUAGAUGUUUAGCUUGUAUGUAUAGCGUUUUUCUGUUUUUACUUUAUCUUUGAAAAUUUGUAUGUACAUUUUAAAUGCCUUGUUCUAAACACAAUGCUGUCAGCUUGCAAAUUCACUUUCUUACAUUAAAUGUUGUUUCAAUGUUAAAAAAAUAGCUGAACACAGGCUUGGAGCAAAAUAUACGUAAAUCCAAUUUUGAUAUCCUUAUUAAUCACACAAUAUUUUUAAACUUGUUCCUAGUUGUUUUCACACAUAGUUCAACCUUUUCAGUUCAGUUUCGAAAGCCUUGCAUAUUCCUCUAUUCUGACCGGAUGUCAAACAAUACAUGCCUACUUCAUUGAAAAUAUCGCUAUUCAUCGUGAAUGCAGUGCCCUUGUGUUAGCAGAAUUCUUCGCUUGAAUAUUAUUAUUUUAUUUGUAUAGCAAUAUCAUCUUUAUUCAUUUAAUCAAAUGAUCUAAAUUUGACGUUAAAUAGCAAAUGUGGAAUUGAAUUUGUGAAUUAAAUUGGUAAUUCUGAAAUUCUUGAUUGUUGUUAACAUUUAGGAGUAAUCGAUACAGUACUUGAGGCGUAAAAGUUAUGUUGAUUUUGUAUGGUAAAUUCUAAAAUAUAAAUAAGUUGAAAACAACCGCAUCUACUUAAGCAUAUCUGUAAUUAUCUUCUUUGUGUUUAUCAAAUCUUCCAAAGAAGUGUUGGGGCUGGGAAACCGGCAUAUUUUGUUACGCUUACUGCAGUAUGAUGCAGUAUGAUGCAGGUGUGUAACAGAGCCUCCACUGUAAUUGUGCAAGCUGAAAAUCCAAGUGUUGUACAAACCUCUAUGUCAGCUGUCAUUGUGUCUGUGUGUUCAGUUCUUCAUAGGUUUUUAUUUAACAAUUUCAAAAUAAAUUUUAGAUCUGUCA
Mya arenaria is the source of this 3829-nucleotide messenger RNA. RefSeq lists its product as uncharacterized. The transcript is spliced from 9 exons. The record is from RefSeq and is a predicted model, not a curated record. Bases 89 to 1357 code for a protein of 422 amino acids. NCBI's taxonomy places the organism in Eukaryota, Metazoa, Mollusca, Bivalvia, Myida, Myidae.